AUGUCUACAGUACCCAAUGGUAACAAUCAAAUGGUCGAGCAAGAGGCUGCUAAAUCAGACGCUGCAUCCAAGGCCACGCCAAUCACCAACACAACCGUGGCCCCAGAACACAAGAAGAAGAAGCUUGUUAGAAAACAAGUAGGGUCAAAUCAGUUAAAGUACAAGGCAUGGGCAGCUGGACACAUAAGCACGAUUGUUUUCGGGGUGAUUACUUUUUUUUUCCAGAUUUUCCUCUUGCCAAACAAAUGGUACAUCAAUUCGAUUUGCUACAGAUUAUCGUUGUUAGGAUCAAUGGUUGCAUUGACCGCUACAUUUUCACAUAAGUUUGGGAUCAAGAACUUGCCUCCAUUUCCCACGUUGAUUGCGCAACAGAAUUUCCAGUACUUGAUAUUGGCUAUCAUCUGGUGUUUUACGUUUAAGUCGAUUUUCAAGAUUAUCCCAUACUUUUUGAUUUCGACGUUACAAUUGUCUGCGCACAAGAAUAUCGAAGCCGUAUCAAAGCACCUGGCUCAGCUUGCGUCCUUAAUAGCGUAUGACGAGUUGCUUUUGAUAGUUUACUUGCUUCUCAGAACUUUAUUCUUUAGAAAUACCUCCGGAUACCAAUUGAGUGCCUUCUUAUUUUUUUACUGGUUAAGAAUCUUAUACAAUAAGGAAACUGGUAACUUAUUUAGAUCUAUUGUCACGCGUGUCGAUGGUAAGGUUACUUCUUCUACUGAGAACGAAAAAGUUCUCCACUACUGGUCUAAAAUCAAGAAAUUCGUAGAUGCUAAGCAAUACGAUAAGAUUUAA
This is a messenger RNA of Debaryomyces hansenii CBS767, 789 nucleotides long. RefSeq lists its product as uncharacterized. NCBI's taxonomy places the organism in Eukaryota, Fungi, Ascomycota, Pichiomycetes, Serinales, Debaryomycetaceae. The coding region runs from base 1 to 789 and encodes 262 amino acids. Gene Ontology annotation, cellular component: endoplasmic reticulum; membrane. The transcript has a single exon. Gene Ontology annotation, biological process: membrane organization; endoplasmic reticulum tubular network organization. The record is from RefSeq and is a predicted model, not a curated record.